UCAUUCGCACACAAAAUGGAGCAAUCCUCAGUUGCUCACAUUGUCGACUAUCCAGAUGAGCCUAUCGACCUGCUCCGACAGCUACUGGAUGCAGUCAAAAAACUUCACCCGAACUCGCAGCAAUACAUGAAUUUGGCCACCAUCGACGAUGAAUUUGCCGUACUCAACCGGACCGUGCUAUAUCGUGGCAUUAGCGCCGACAAAUGCAUUAUCUAUGUAACGCAGCGAUUCACGCGAAACUAUAAGAACAUUAAGGCCAAUGCCAAAUGUGGCGUUACCAUCCUAAUGCCGGAGGUAAUACUGCCGUCACAAGGGACCAUGCCCUCCAUCUGGCAGGUUCGCCUCUUGGGCGCCACCGCUGUGGAGCUGCCUGAGUCCGAGCUGGAUGCAUGGUGGAACAGAGAGCUGCUAUCGGCGAAAAUACGUGACAUCAUCUUUCCCUGUGGCCAGCCGGUGGACUACGACGAGCUCAAGGCCAAGCACGAUCAGUUCCUCAAGGAAUAUCGAGAGAGCGGAAAGCCGCUGCAGCGUCCCCCAACAUUCACCGCCUUCAAGUUUGAGGCUCAGCGCUAUGACUUUCUCAAAGUGGGCGUGAACCAGAUCGCGGAUCGGGUGCAAUAUCGCCGACAGGCGAACGGCAAAUGGGAGGCAAUGCAUGUCUCGACCUGAACUGAGUUCUCAGAAUUGAUGAGCGCGAUAGAUCCAACUGUAUUUUACACACUUCCAUUUUUAAUUUAAUUUUAUUUUUAUUCAACUAUCAUUUGCAAUAGCAAAACAAUUGUUCUCAACAAAUACAAACAAAAAUUAUAAUUACAACAACUAAAUGUAGUACUAACUAAAUGUCCUUUGUUUUCUUCUCUUCUUUUAAUGUUUUGUUUAGCAUACAGUUAAAAUAGUUAAUAAAUAUUACACAAAACAGU
Messenger RNA from Drosophila arizonae, 920 nucleotides. RefSeq lists its product as uncharacterized. Gene Ontology annotation, molecular function: FMN binding; pyridoxamine phosphate oxidase activity. Gene Ontology annotation, biological process: pyridoxal 5'-phosphate biosynthetic process; pyridoxine biosynthetic process. The record is from RefSeq and is a predicted model, not a curated record. NCBI's taxonomy places the organism in Eukaryota, Metazoa, Arthropoda, Insecta, Diptera, Drosophilidae.